Camponotus floridanus (Florida carpenter ant) is the source of this 1200-nucleotide messenger RNA. RefSeq names its product aldose 1-epimerase. Lineage: Eukaryota; Metazoa; Arthropoda; Insecta; Hymenoptera; Formicidae. Gene Ontology annotation, molecular function: aldose 1-epimerase activity; carbohydrate binding. The transcript is spliced from 7 exons. The record is from RefSeq and is a predicted model, not a curated record. Bases 1 to 1200 code for a protein of 399 amino acids. Gene Ontology annotation, biological process: beta-D-galactose catabolic process via UDP-galactose, Leloir pathway; glucose metabolic process.
AUGUCUUUCAAGGAUACUUUGAUCGAAGAGGAUGGCUUUGGAUUUGUGCCAAGGCCACGUGGUAUGGUACCAUCAAAAUUAUGUGAGAUUGUCAGAAGAUACACUCUGACGAAUAAAAACAAGGGAAUUGUUCGUUUGAUAUCUUGGGGUGCUAGCAUUCAAUCGAUCAAAAUUCCCAAUCGAGAUGGAAAACUCGCUGAUGUUGUUUUAGGAUUUGAUGAUAUGGAUGGAUACCUGAAAAACAGAUAUAUGGGAAGUAUUAUUGGCCGCGUUGCCGAUCACAUUCCGAUGCAUUUCAGCAAUGUAAUUUAUCCUCCGACGAUUAAAAAGGAUAAUAAUUAUAAUAAUGGCACGGUCGCGUUCGACAAUGUUAAUUGGCACUCGCAGAUAGUGAACAAUCGAGUGGUGAUGUCACAUUUGAGUCGAGCCGAUAGCGAAGGCUAUCCUGGUGAUGUGUUAACGCAAGUUAAGUACACCUGGACGGACGAUAAUCAGCUUCACAUUAACAUUCGCGCCACCAGCACAAAACCUACCCUCAUCAAUAUCACUAAUUACUGCUUAUUCAAUCUCGCCGGACACGGCACCGGCUCGAAGGAAUUGAAAAAACAUCUCCUCAUCGUCAAUGCCGACAGUUGGAUUUUUAUGGACGUUAAAAACCAUUUGCCAAUCGGUAUUAUAUCUCCGGUCGAUUGUACACCCUUCGAACUGCGUUUACCAGUUCAGUUGAAUCAACGUCGAUUAUUCGACAUACCGGGUGGCGGUUAUAAUCACAAUCUAUGCAUUAAUAGUCCCAGUUGCUGGUGUUAUCGUUUCCACGCACGAAUUUUGCAUCCCACUUCCGGGCGAUUUCUUGAAGUUUAUUCGAAUCAUCCUGGAUUGCGAAUUUAUACAGGCAAUGAGUUGCCAUAUCCUGACUAUGCUUAUCCUCCUGAUUUGAAGAAUCACGAAUGGGGAGGCUGCCAGGAUACGCAAGUUAAUUCCGUAGAAACUAAUUCUUUAGAAUCGAAAAGAGAGAAGAGAGAAGUAGAAAUUUAUGGUAAAGAAGGUAUUCCUUAUCGCCGCCAUGGUGGCUUUGCUUUGUCGCCCCAAAAUUAUUCCAACACUGUUAAUGUCAAAUAUUAUCCUUCUUGCAUGUUGUAUCCCGGAAAGAUUUAUGUGCACGAUAUGACUUAUAAAUUUGGAGUGAUUUCCAAAGAUUAA